Molecule: messenger RNA, 12221 nt
Organism: Rhopilema esculentum
Lineage: Eukaryota; Metazoa; Cnidaria; Scyphozoa; Rhizostomeae; Rhizostomatidae
Product: ras-specific guanine nucleotide-releasing factor 1
Biological process (GO): Ras protein signal transduction
Cellular component (GO): plasma membrane; cytoplasm
Molecular function (GO): guanyl-nucleotide exchange factor activity
Source: RefSeq, a predicted model, not a curated record
AAGUAAAUCUUUAUGUGAGUUAUCAUUUCUUUGUGGGAAAAGCCCAACUAGUUUUUCAUAUCAUUUCAAAGGAGUUCUUUGGGAGUAAAUUGCAUGUUUGCAAAUUGGUCGACUUUGUUAUAAUUGCAGUUACUAUUGAGAAAAGACACUAAACAUAGUACAAUAUAUUUGCAUUGUACGAGAAUUGAGUUGUUUGUCUUUUUUUAUUCGCAAGGACUUGUUUAGCACUUUAUAUCAGAAACUGGACAUGAUAGACUAAAUUGAAUUUCUGUCUAAUUGUUAAACCCGUAUUGCUAAAUAUUUAGGUUUUUUCUUGCAUUAAUCUUGGUUCUGGGACAGCACCAGACUAAUUACUGUAUUGUCCUCUUCUGGCCAGUAUUGAGGGCUGGGAUAAGUAUAAGUGAUGGAAUUUUUAGAAAGCCUGCAUGACACACUUUUCCAUAUCACAUAUUAGGCAGAAGAAGAAAUUAAUCUAUGGCAAGGUAGAAUGGGGGUAACAAUACUUAAAAGCAAAGGUCCCUUUUUCAUAUAUGAAUUUUUUUACUAUAAUAUGAUUAAGCUCAACCCUUGUGUUUAGGAAUAGCAGUUUAGGAUUAGGACCUCCAUGGAAAAGUUUGAAUAGAAAUCAGAUACAUUGUCAUGAUGAGGUUUUAAGAUGGUCAGUGUUAAGGAUAUCAAGCAUUGACCUGUCUUAGACACUGUCAAACACCCUCUUGAAACUCUUUUUAAAGUGAUUAAAGUUUGGAUUGGACAUGGUUAAGAUUUUGUUCAUUGGCCUUCCGCAUAGUUUUCAAUUAAAAAAUGUAUGUUAGUGUUGUUGUGAUGGGCAACGGUAAAAAUUGCAUUAUGAUCGUAAUUAAUGGUAUGCCUUAGGCACUGGGGGUUUUGAAUUCUUUAAGGUGUGGGAAAUGAAAAUUUGAUGCUGCUUUUGCAUAGGGUCUUGAAUAAGGCUGAUACUGUAUACAUGAUAUCAAAAUAUUCUAUAGUCCCAUCACCAAAACCUUUAAAAAAUCUUUUAGAGCAACUUUUUGCUGUUACCUUGCAAAAGACUAUCCUAUCGAAAUUAUUCGAAGCCAUAGUGAAUUUACAGGAAAUUAACAGCCAUGGAAACGUUUCUGUGAUGUUUUAUGGUGAAAGCUAUGCACCCGACUGCAAAUGACUUGCAAUCGUUUUUUAUAACUUCUUGAUUAACGUUUUGGCAAGUUUUACUCGAUGAAUUUUGUCAAAUAAAUCAAAUGUCUCUUAAAAAUUCACAUCUUUGCAAACGCCUCUAGGAUCGUUUUUUGGCAUUACAUUUUAGGAACGAGACCAAGAUUUAUCUAAAUUAAGCGAGUAAUGUAUUUUCAGCUAUUAAAACUUUUGUUACUUUACUCUCGGUCCUAAAUCGUAAUGCUUUUAUGAAGAAAAGUUCACGAUGGAUGCUUAUGCCCUAUCUGGGUUUUUAAACUUCUUGUUCAUGAGAACUGAGCGUAUGAUCAGGAUUUAUGACACACUGAUGUGACGUAUCCCUGCAAAUGCUAGCGCUCUUUUAACUGCCCACCUAAAUUAUUUCACAACGACCAGUUAGCUUCUGACGUCAACGAGGCUCUAUUUUGAGCUUUCGCGAAAAUCCAAUAUUAACGUUUAAGACUGAAAGUAGACAAAAAAGCAAACUUAGCUGUCUUUUGUCCUUGUUUUAAGUGUUUUUUAUGAAGCAGGUGGAUCUUGACAUCUGUAAAUUCGAUCCCGAAGAGUAAUGUAGAAGUAACGCGCAAAAACAUUUAAUAGAAGUGGUGAUCAGUCCGUAUUAGGCCAAGAAUACAUCGUUUUUAUGACCCAAUAAUUGAUGUCGGACAAUUUCAGGCAGUAGGUUUUUUCCCAAGGUUUCUUUGUGACGAAGUUGUCAAAUUCUCGGUGUAAUGAGAGAGAAACAUUCUGAUAUUCUUUACAUCUGAUCUUGUUGAUAAAAUGAGAUAUAUUUUGCUUGCAACUGUCUUUUGAUAUAGAGUCAAGGGUUAUCAAAGACUUUUUGGUAUAGUUAAGAGUCUAUUUGCCCCGUUUGAGUUUAGUGUUCUUAAGCUCAACAAAGCAGUGGAUUAUUACGUCAUCAAUCCGCGGUUAAAAUGUUUUCAUGUGAAAUUACUAUAAAAAACUGAAUAAUAGAUUCAACAUUUUAUUUAAAAAAAAUAAAACUAUUAAUAAAACGGGUUUUCAAAUUUCCAUUCGCAUAAACCACAUAUGACGAUAUUUCUUCCAUAUUUCGUCGUAUGAAAUAAUUUUAAGCCAUUUUCUGUAACCUCUGUACUAGUUUUUCCGGACGAAGCUGCUGAAUGGGGCCUCUGUUUCCAUUUCCGUCGACAACGCUUAACGUAUAUUUCAACGAAAUUUCUUGCAGCGAGUUCUUUCUUUAGUAAUUUUUCCAGUAGCCAAGUGUUCUGUUUAAAUGCCUGAAUCAUUUGAUUUUAAUCACAAGUUACCAGUGAUAAAUGGGAGUUCGAAGGCUUUUCAGUGGGAAAAUUUGCGAGACAACACGCUAAAAUGCGGGAAAACAACUCUGUUGGAGACAUAUUGGUCUCUGGCAGGCUGUGCUGACAAUUAAUUACCUUGAGUUUUCUGAUUUAACAGCUAAACUUGUUUUACUUUGCUGCAACUAAGCUUACCAAGUAAAAAAAACUUUCAACAUGCGAAUAGCCUCUUAGCCAAAAACUGAGGUUAGUAUAGCCCCUCGAUGCCCAGUAAUUAGGCAAUUUUUUUGUAUCGAACAAACAUUUGGCAAUUUUGAGACCUAGCCGUGUUUUUUCUUCUUAUUUUCGUUAAAAUCAUAGAUUUCAAACGAAAAGGAAACUCUUUUUCAGAAAAAAUAUGAAAUUUUCCAACAUUGAAACAAAUAAAAUCGAGUAGAACGUACCAUUCUCUAGCUGAAAGGCACAGUGUAUGUUGGUGCAAAGCGAUUGCAAUGUUUUGUUUCAAUUCGUCCAAAAUUUUUUUUUCAGGUAUUCAGAAAAUACCCCAUUAACGCUAUUUCUAUGUAGCCACGCUGCCAGUAUUGCCAAAAAAGAAUUGUAAUUUCACGACUGAACUGCAAUUAAUGGGUAACUCCUUGAAUCAUAUUGUGGACAGACGAUAAUCAGAAAGGAAAAAAGACACAAUUCCUAGUUUCUACACGCAAACGUUCUGCAUUUUUGUGAAGGAAUUGGAAUAUUCGUAGAUGAAAGUUCGGUUCUACAACCAGAGCCCCGUACUUUUCUCUACUUUUCUCUACUUUUCUCUACUUUUCUCUACCAAGGAUCGCAAUUUGAUCUUUUUAAAGCAAGGUCUACUUGCUUCUUGAUAUAUUUUUGAAAUUUAUGGUUGGUGCAAAUGGUAGUAUACUUUCGUGUUUGACAGUUGUAUAAUUUUUUUCUCGUCAUUUUUUCUCGUCAUGAAAGACGUUUACAAAAACCAUUGGGCAAAUCCUGGUCCCUAUAUUUGUUGAUCAUUUUCUUGAUAGCUUUUUCGAAAUUUGAAAGAAGGUCAGAUAGAUGAAAAAGAAGGUGCAUCCUUACCACAUUAUGAGACUCGAUAAACGUUUAAUUGACUUAAUCGAUGAAAGUAGAUACUGCUAAACGUUUUGCAGACAAACAAGCUGAAGAUUGAAAUGCGGUUGCAAUAUUGAGAUUCAGAAGUAGCUGCGCACAGAAAUGAAAGCAUUGAAACCUUCUUUUAUUCGGUGCUUCUUCAAGUCUAUUUUGUUUAUGUGACAAAGCGUUUUAUUUUUGUCUGAAGAUGGCCUAAAGCUAUCGAGAAAGGUCUGAACAAGGCAUUUUUACUGUACCCUUGAUUAUCGGCAAUGAAAAAAUUAUAAGCAGAAGUUGAAUUAUGAUUUUAAAACAGCUAUUUUCUGAAUUUAGUGGCUAACCAGGAUAAAUAACGUUAUGCCGUCUGAAAUCGCACAUGCAAAUACUUCUGUAACGCCUAAAGCAAUAUGCGAGAAGUGAUGUACAAAUUUUGUUUGCGCUAACAAGGUCUAUGUAUGCUUUACCUGCUUUCUUUGUCUUUUGACGUGAAGAGAAGGGCUUAAACAUGAAAUUAUUAGCAAACAAUUGCCCUGCCAUUGUUGCUAGUACACCUGCUUGCUGUUCCAGGCGCACCCCCCGGAUAUCGAUCUUAAAUGCUGAUCACGCCAAAAGACUGACAACUUUUCGAGCAUGUUCGAUCAUCGGGCAAUAGGCCAGGGCAGAUUUUCUUAGCUUCACUCACGUUGCAAUUGAACUUUAAUGCAAGGAAAAUUCAGCGAUGAAGGUAUCUUGUUGCUAGCCCGAAGCAGCAAAAAGGCUUUGCAUUUGGCGAGAAAUGGAUUCUCUGGAAACUCAAUGUUACUGAACUUUGGGAAUCAGAGAGGGCAGCUGAUUUGAAAAUGAGAACAAUUCGAUUGCAUUUUUAAAUUUGCUUGUGAGUGCUGAUGAUAAAAUUAAGACCUAGAUGAAAAGAUUUUGAAAUGCCUUCAAGUCAAGUCAAACUGAACGAGCAGCAGUUAAUAUACUUGGCUGAAAAAGCAAAAAAUAACGCUGCAAAGUCUGGAAACCUCUGGGUAAAACUAGCCGAUGCAAGCACAACGAAAUGGAAUCUCCGAUAUUUUGUUUUGCACAUGAACUUUCUUUUCGAAUUCCACAAUCAGGAUUCACCCAAGCCAAGCAACACAUUUUUGUUGGAGCAAUGCCAGUUCGAGAGGACGGGCAUGAAGAACAUCCAUGAUGUUGAGCAUCAGUUUUGCUUCUGUAUCCUCGUUCCUGGAGUUACCUCGUGUCAAAAAAUAACGCUUAGAGCAGAGAACGAAAAUGACUGCACCGUGUGGUACCAAAAAAUUACACAGUCCAGCUAUGCGUUGCUGCAAACGAAAAAAGAAGAUUUUGAGCACAAAUACUCGCAUGUGGUUCAAAUAUUGGAAAGUGAAAGAGCCGGUGCCUGGCAACUGCUUCAGCAAUGCCAAGAUCAGGCACACCAGCUGAAAGACCUCAGGCAAGAGAUCGCGGGGUUCAGAAAACGAGAGAUUCAAGUAAACGUGGCAGUUAAAGAAACAGAUGACAAUGAAACUGAAGAAAUUAAAAAAGUAAAAAAGGUUCAAAGCAUUUUCCGUGGCCUCCUAUGUAGGCGACGGUGGCACAACAUUGUUCAAGACUACAUACGAUCUCCCCAUGCACAGAGCAUGCGCAAGCGCAACCAGAUAGUCUUUGAGCUCGUGCGAUCAGAGGAGGAAUACCUGCAAACUCUUUCAACUCUCGUGACGUCAUUUUUUCGACCACUAAAGAUGGCUGCCAGUUCGAAAAAGCCACCGUUAUCGCACGAAGAAGUCAAUUCGAUAUUUCUAAACAGUGAAACAUUGAUGUUUUUACAUCAAAUCUUCUUUAACGGACUUCAAACUCGAAUGGAGAGCUGGCCAACAUUGGUUUUAGGUGAUUUAUUUGACAUGCUAUUGCCAAUGCUGAGUAUUUACCAGGAAUAUGUCAGGAAUCACCACUACAGUUUGCAGACCUUGGCUGACUGCAAGCAAAGAGAUGCAUUUAGGAGGGUGCUGAAAGUUCACGAGGAGAGACCCCCAUGCGUAGGCCGAACAUUGGAAAAUUUCCUCACCAUUCCAAUGUACAGAAUCCCAAACUAUAUCAUAACCCUUCAUCAAUUAGUUUCACUGACACCACCAGAUCAUGUCGAAAGAAAAUCUUUGGAGCAUGCUCAGAGUGUUCUUGAAGAACUUUCAACGGUUAUGCAAGAUGAAGUCAGUGAAACGGAAAACAUCAGGCGCAACCUGUCAAUUGAAAGGCAAUUCGCUGAAGGCUGCGAGGAGCUUCUGGAUGUUGACCAGAUUUUUAUUCGUCAAGGCCCACUCCUGCAAGUUGGAGGCAACGAGUUUCAAGCCAACAGGCGUAAAUCUUUUUCUACGCUGUCGCUUAAAUCGCAUGAUCGCAAAGACAGCAUCAGGCAGUGCUUUCUGUUCUCGAAAUGCCUUCUGGUUACAAGCAGGGCCUCAAAUGGCAAGUUACAAAUUGUGCCAAACGGCAAAACUGACCUACAGAACACAACUCUAGUAGAGGAUGUUGUCGAUGAAGACAUCGACUUUGUCAGCCUGCCUAGUGCAUCCGAAGGUGGAAAUCUGGUCUUUAAACUCGUUGUCAAUCACCCAGACGAUAGUCAGUCUUUAAAACUUAUGUUCUUGGCUGCUUCUUCUGAAGACAAAGCGUCGUGGGCAAGUGAUAUCAGCCAGUGUAUUGAAAAUUUAAAGUCUCCUGAAACCGAGCAUGCAGUUUCCAUUACAUCGAGACAAAGUCUUCUGAGUAUCAGAUCUGAUGCAAGGCUUUUUACAAAUGAUCAAGACAUUAAAUACAGCAAGGCUCUCGACUCAUCCAGGCUGCCUCGUAUCCAGUACGGUAGUGUCGAACGACUGUUAGAACGGCUGAUAGAUGUCAGAUUCCUCAGUGUGGAGUUCCUCAAUACAUAUCUUACGACGUACCGCGUCUUCUCCGACGCCAUCGUUCUAUUUGAUACGCUUCUCCAAUGGUAUUACACCAAAGCCCAGUUUGAGUAUCCAAAGGCUGAUCUGCAGCAGGAGCUACCCACGAAGCCCACUGAGUUUUCACCUAAAGUUGCAUCUCAUAGAAACAGUUGCCCCAGUGCGGUAAGUAGCUCCUUCCAUUACGACAUGAGAAGCCGUCGCCUCCGUACCCACCGACAUAGUGCCAUUCCUUUCACUCGUGAUCUGAAAUCGCCUACGACUCUUUACCCCCCUACGGUCUUGUCAAACAGACGGCAUUCCUCCCCAUCCGCGCUGUACGAAGAAGCAGCCUUUACAUUCCCUGUUCGGACUUCGCCACAGACCUACCGAUACGACUUAUCAGGUUCGCCGGGUGAGAAGCAUCGAAUUAGAAGUACGUCUGGUCCGUCAUUGUCGGAGUCGGAUAGUUGUCAAGAGACUUAUAACGAAAGUAUUGAAGUGUCCGGUAACGAUAAAGGCAGUAAAGACUCGGUUUCUCUUGCAAACAAAGGGUCGGGAGGUGAUUUGAAAAAUGCCGACCUCGAGCCAAUAAAUGAGCCAGGAUGUCCAACAUCAGCUUUCACAAGAAUACAGGAAGCUGAUUCGGAGAGGGUGCCGGUGCUAAAGCUGGACUCUCCCCCCAAAAUGAAAAAACGUGAUUCUAAAAGACGAGGCUCUUCUUGUGAAAUCUACACUAACACUUGCACAACAGGCGAAAGAACGGAUUCGUCGGCACUGACAGUGUCUGAAAGCCCUUCGAUUGAUAGGCAGUACAGAGACUCUGAUACCAUAAUAAGUACUGUAGGGGUGACUGUCACGCCAGCAACCAGUCCGAUCUCUAAUUCGCCACCUGAAGGUUUCAAGGGGUUUUGGAGAGAGUUUUCUUGCGAAAGUGCAAGUUCGCGAGACUCCAGCUCAAGCAAUUUCAAACAAGAAAUUGGGGGAAGUCACUCGAGAAGUCAGCACCCGUUUGAACAAAGCAUCACCAUUAAAAAGAAACCCGGUGGUCGAUAUGAGACGGUAUUUGAUGCCGUUCUUUCGCCAAGUCCUCCAUCCCCAUCGCCAAGAAACUCACCAAGAACGUCUCCCCUGACACCUCCACGUUCACCUGGGAGAAGAUCCCCCCAAACUCCAAGAAGUCCUAUCAUGAGAUUCAAGACUGGUAAAGACAAGUUCCCCGAACUCAGGAGUAGUGAAUUCGGAAGGACAAGCCCCUUCGAAGCUCUACGAUCACCAACGUUCAAUCGAAGCCCAAACUCUUCUCCGCCGUCUCCCGCGCCCGGAGUCGUUGUAACGUCACAUAGGUCGUCAAGGCGACGGUCAAGCAUUUCGUCAGCUGCUGUAGCCUUCGCAGCGGCAACUGCAGGCGCAUCUGUCUCACCCGCAGCUUCGCCUACUUCGGCCAGUCGAUUUAGGUUUGGAUUCAAUUUUCAAUUUUCUGAAAACAUGGAUGGACAUAUCGUUACGAUGAGAGUCCUAAAGAUCUUGAAGCACUGGAUUUCAAAGCAGAUUGAGGACUUCAAGACCAAUGACGAGCUGCGGAAGAAAGCAAAUGACUUUCUAAAAGAAGUCCUUGAUAGUGAUGACUCCAGUCAAGCUGAAUGCAAGGCUGCCAAGGCUUUGCUCAAAACUCUGCAAUCAGAUGAAAGUGAAGAAAGGAAAACAGCUCAGAUGCUUAUAUUGCUUCCAACAGUUUCUGAAAGGACAAAAUCCGGGUCUCCGAUUGCUGAAAAGUUCUCAACUCUUCAACUCGCAGAACAAUUAACCUAUAUCCACCACACUCUAUUGUCCAUCAUUCCAGCGAGGGAAUUUCUUGAUACCGCGUGGAUGAAAGACGACAAAGAUGUUGCGGCUCCUAAUAUUCUGCGAGUUAUCAACAAUUUCAACAUGACGAGUCGGUUGAUAGCUUCGGAUAUACUUUCAAAACAAUCAGCCUCUCUUCGGGCAGGUGCCAUUGAGAAAUGGGCUGUUGUUGCCGAUGUAUGCAGAUGCAUGCAUAAUUUCAAUGGCCUCUUGGCUGUGAUAACCUCGUUUACAAGUUCAGCGGUCUACCGGCUGAAGAAAACUUGGGAAAAAGUUUCUAAACAGACACGAAUCUUACUGGAGAAACUUCAAAGCAUCGUUUCUGCUGAAGGCCGCUUUAGGAAUAUGAGAGAGGCUUUGCGAAGUUGUGACCCGCCGUGUGUCCCCUAUCUUGGCUAUUACCUCACUGAUCUCGCAUUUAUCGAAGAAGGAACACCAAAUUUCAAUGAUGCUGGAUUGAUAAAUUUCUCGAAGAUGAGAAUGAUUGCAAAUGUCAUACAAGAGAUAAGAAGUUAUCAACAGACACCAUACAAAAUAAAACCUGAUGAAAAGGUAAUUGCGUACCUAGUUGGCAGUGAUUCUGCUACAACCGAUGAAGAACUCUACCAGCUGUCAUUGCAGUUGGAGCCGAGGAGAAGGGGCUCCAGUUCACGUUCUCAGAGGCCAGGCGUAACAUUCAUUUGACUUGCCAAUCACUUUGUCAUCAAGCAUGACCUUUAAGCCUGUGCACUUUGCAUCUUAAGAAAAAGGCUGAUGGCAGUGUAGGAAAAAGCUUGAUAUCGUGAAGAAGAUUCCCUUUUGGUAUUGAAAAGGUGGGUGGUUUUGUAGAAGCCAGUUUGUUAAUGGCAACAGGAUGAAGAAAGAAAACAAUUACAGGAUAUGGAAAGAAACUAAUUUAACAGUAUCAGAUACCGAUUUAUAAUAUCAAUUCGAUUAUGUUUUAAAUGCAGUUUUAAAACUGCGUCAUCGAGUAUUAUGCUAUCUUUGUUUCUAUAAUAAGCAACAUAACCAAGGCAAAUGGUCAGGAAUAGACUCGUGUAAAGGGAUAGGUAUGCUGAAAUUGUCCUUGAUGAAAUUGAAAUUGAAAUUGAUAUUUUCCUGUUUUAUAAUAUAUGAUUCUAUUACUAAAAAAGCUCUCUUGACCCCCCCCCUCCAUUUACCCUGUCCAGACCGCCCUUAUUUGUGCAAGGUGGGUUUUCCUUGUUUUGAAACUAAAUCACAGUGACAGUGAUUUUAUUUCUAGGCCUAACCCUGUUUACGUUGUGAUUAUCUUAAUUCGAUUACUGUUUUCGGAAGAAAAAAAGUUAAAUUGUAUACAAAAAGCAAUCUAGAUUAUGUAUUGUACUAUGUUAUCAAACGAAAGAUUGAAAAAGCAGCAACCUUCUUUGAUUUGAAAGACAUUUCAAUAUUGAUCAUUUCAAACUUUGAUUCUUAUGAAAAAAAAGUAGGCCACUUUUUAAGUAUAGCCUGGUAAUAAUGUGUCGUUUAGUUGUUUUGUUGAGUUUAUUUUGUAGUUAACAUAGGGUAUUAAAAAAGUCUAUGAACUUUCACAUAAAUUCUGGAAGGUAAUUCUCAGCCAUGCACAAACCAUGGGGGAUAAAGAGUAAAAAGUUACCUAGAAAUGAAACACGAAGAAGUACUUUUUGAAAUAACAGAAAGAAGAAUAUACCCUUGACAUACAUCUUAAAGAAGGCUUUAACAUCCAAAAUUUUUCAUCAGCUGGAGUAGAUUGACAUAUACAGUGUACAUUUUACGUUUCAAAGCAAGUUGGUAUUCUCUGUUUGGCCUAAAGUCAAAACAAAGUUUGCUGUAGGAUCAAAUGGAGCAUCAACUUCAAUGCUUGAUAUUUUAAUGUGCUCUAUAACUGUGUAUCUUAUUUUUAAAACUGCGAAAGACCAAUUUGCAACAAGUUCGCCAAGGAUGUUAGCCGAAAAUACCCUCCAAGCUACUUUUAUUGUGUUUCCAUUCAUUAAAUUCCAUUUCAUUCAUUAAGAGUAAAUUAAGCUCUUUUAACUUUUUCAAAUGUUUGUACGGGCUAUGAAAAUGAAUCAUGUACUGUAAUUCACAAGAAUGCCUUGCAAUGCUAUGUUAGUUGAAUUUUAAAUUUUGAUUAAAGACAGAUUGUAGCGUGAAGUUGGAGAACCUAGCAAGAAAUGCAAAAUGCGGUUCAGAUGAGUAGUAAAACAAGUGAAGUAAAGGUUAGAAAGGGAUUAUAUCCUAGCUGUAACAACGGCAACAAUCUCUUAAUAUAUUUCGAAACGAAAAUUCAUCUCGAAACGUUUUACUUUCUGACUCUCUGUGCUUUCACUGCCAAUAGGAAUCUGGUUGCUGAAGUUACAGUAUAUCUUGUUUAUAUUUGUCUCUAUGUCUCAGUACCAUCAUGUUCCACUUUAUGCUGACAGAUGCCCAAAAAGCGCCUGUGAAGGUGGCAUUUACUAUCCAGGUCCACAUUUCUCCUCCUUGUAAUUGUUUCUUCUCCGCCCCAAAUGUCUCAAGCCAGACUGCAUCAAAUGCUAGCUAUUCUGGCAAGGUCCAAAAACAUUCUGUUAUUCGCUAAAAAGAUACAGUCACCAACAUUUAUGUAUAUAUAACUUUCUGCCCCAACACAGACUUGCGGUGCUCUGUCGCUCAAAAGGUCUUGUUGAGAAUGUGCACACAUUACAUUUGGUUACCUUUGCAUUCUCGUUCAUAGCAAUAUAUUGUUAUAUUUCUUCUAAUAAUAUUUAUAUUUGAUAAAGUACUCCCUACUGUUAAAAUCAAUUAUUUUCAUAAGGUUAUGGCUCAGGUAAGUGUUUGCAAAAAAACGUAUGACCAUACUUGAAGAGAAAGCUUAAGGUGAAGACAGAACUUGAGUUUAAGGUUUAGUCAGAACUUAAGUUAAAGAUUAAGGCGAAUGUCUAUGGAUAGGGCAAAACUUAAGCUCAAGAUGAAGACAAAUUUUAGUAUGAGGUCGAGACAAAACUUGAGUUGAGGGUAUAGAGGUGAGUUGAAAUCCAUUUCCACCAUUAAGAUUUUUCAACGAAAGAACCACACGUGACUCGGUUAUUUUGAGACAGGCUUUAUUUUUAAUUUGUCCGGAAAACCAUAUGUUCAAAAGCCAAUAGAACAUUUUAAGAAUAUCUUGAUGUGUGAUAGAGUAAGUACGUGAAUGAUAUUUGACUGCCAUUAAAAACGUUAAUAGUAAGGCAAGUUUCAAUUUCUUAUCAAUGAGAUUUUUGCUGUGGCUUCAAACAGGGCUGAGCCCCAAAGUCCCUAAAGAAUCUUGUUGAAAAUUUUGUCAGUCAUUUUCACAUCAUAGGUAUAGCAUAUUAUAGCUUUUCUUGGCAGUUUGAUUGUUCAAUGCAAUGAUCUACGAUGAUAUCGUUGUCAGCUUUGCUGCAACACGAAAACAUUUUCUUAUUUGACUAAACUUUGAUGUCAUCUUUGUGUUGAUUCUGUUGACGUCAACUUCACUGUUAUCAGUUGUUAGUACUGGAAUCGGGUCCAAAACACCAGUUGGAACUUGUUCUCAAAACUGUCAUGCAGUGACCCGGCACCGCUCAUCAGUGUAAAAGUGGGUUGGCCAAGCCCUUUAGAAACCCGGAAAAUAUCCCGUUUAGAAAACACUUGCUUCUUUUCAUAUAUUAUUUUUUAAAGAUAAGACACCAAAAAUGAGUCAAAAAGGCAAGAAGAACUGCUGCUACUGGAUUCGUUAGAGUAAACUUUCUAAAGCUGCAAUAGAGUAAGCUUUCUAAAAAAUUCUAACCUAUUAUUGCAAAAAAGAAGGGGGCUAUAGCGCGCGGUGCCUGGCAGUGCCAAUGAGCUUUCAUAUCGGUAAAUAGUUUUAUAAUCACGCCCUAAUAACCAUGUCACUUCAAUUGCGUCGUUUGCUUUGGAAAGGUCUGAAUUUAAAACCCUGCUAACUUAAAAAAAUAUAUUAAAACAUUUUCUUUAG